ACAAAUUUGCAAUCACCGAUGCUAGCGGGAAUUCGAAUCUAAAAUAAGUAGGGCCAAGCAAAAGGCACGAACUCCGCUGCCCGUCCUGCCACCCCUGUUCGAACUCCGCUGCUUCCCGAUUUCAAAUAGCUUGCUCGCUGCCCGCACGCCUCAGCCUGGCUGCGCUGCGCAUCGCCUCACGCAGGCAGGUCACGGCGGCGGCGGCGGCGAUGGGGUCCCAGCACGGCGGCGGCAAGGCGCGGGACAAGUUCUCCGUGUACCAGAAUCCGUCCCUCACUCGCGCGCUUGACUCCCGCAGCGCCCGCCCCUCCGUCCCGGUCCUCAUCGUCCUCGCGGUCUUACCGGUCGCCUCCGCCGCCUCCCUCCUCGCCCUCUCCUCCCGGGAGGAUCAGCUCGCCAAGUUCGCCGGCCGAGCGGGUAUCUCUGUCCCCGUUGCUGUUUUUGUCUUUAAGAUGGUGGAGGCAGUGCUGGGUCUUGUUGCGCUUUUCACACUGCUGGCGUUCUUCAGGGCACUGAUAUUAUACAAUGGGAAGAAGACACUGGCUAAGGAUGAAAAGGUUGUCUUGUCUGAACGCCAACUGGGGCUUCUUGGGUUAAAGACGGCAGGUUCUGGAGUUGGCAUGGGUGAGCAAGCGAAAAGGCCUCCCAAGACGAAGCCGUCAACACCCUCGGAGCCGAUUGUGCCUAUCAGGAGCUCUUCGUUCAGCUACACACCAUCUCGGCUUUUAGGGCAAUCGAGGAUUGGUUCCAGCCAUUUGAGCCCUGGUGGUGAGAGACUGACCACGGCAGUGCAAAUGUCACCUUCCACCCCAUUGCAGAAGUCUGUCUCUUCCCCUUCAACUCCAUGGUCAAGGAAAAGCUCAGGCAGCGCAAAGGGCAUACAGACAGAGGCAAUGUUGGAUCACUUCUUGGCUAGCUUGGAUGAAAAUAUUGACAAGAUCACGGAUUCAGAGACUAAAACUGCAACUCCUCCAGCAACCAUUACAAGCUUUGGUGUUGCUACUCCUGUUUCACUCACGACAUCAACCACCCCUUCUGGUGCUGCAAGGAGUACACCUUUGAGGCCUGUGAGAAUGUCUCCUGGCUCCCAUCAGAAGUACAGCACACCACCAAAAAAGGGUGAGGGUGAACUUCCACCUCCAAUGUCCUUAGAGCAAACAGUGGAGGCCUUUGAGAAUUUGGGUGUGUAUCCUGAGAUUGAGCAAUGGCGAGAUUGUCUCAGGCAGUGGUUCUCUUCAGUUGUGAUGAAUCCACUUGUACAAAAGAUCAAAACAAGCCAUACUCAGGUUAAGCAAACAACAACUACUGUUGGGGCUUCAGUUACUGUUAGCCAAGUUGGAAGCGAUCUGCCAAGCACAACUACACCAGGCGCCUUAUCCCCUCUUGGUGGGACUAAAGAUUGGCAACCGACUGUCACAGUUGAUGAAGAUGGCAUUCUUAACCAAUUGCGCUCCACACUCCUACAUUCUCGAGAUGCUCCAGUUGCGCAAACUUUUGGCAGUCCACAACAGCCACAACAGAACCCCCUUCUUCCAGCUAUUCAAGCAUGUAUCGAUGCAAUUACAGAGCAUCAGAGGCUCAACACUCUGAUGAAGGGAGAGUUGAUAAAAGGCUUGCUGCCACAGAGCAGCGUCCGUGCUGAUUACACUGUCCAGAGAGUUCAAGAACUUGCUGAAGGAACAUGUUUGAAGAACUAUGAUUACAUGGGUCAUGGAAAUGGCUGUGGUAAAUCAGAGAAAAAGUGGAGCAGCGAGCUACCUACUGACUCGCACCUUGUACUGUACCUGUUUGCUGCUUUCCUUGAGCAUCCAAAAUGGAUGCUUCAUGUUGAUCCUACCUCCUACUCUGGUGCCCAGUCUAGCAAAAAUCCCUUAUUUCUGGGAGUUCUUCCACCAAAAGAGAGGUUUCCGGAAAAAUAUGUUGCUCUGAUAUCAGGUGUUCCAGCAAUUAUUCACCCAGGGGCUCUUAUACUGGCUGUGAGCAAGAAGAGUCCUCCAGUUUUUGCUUUAUACUGGGACAAGAAGAUGCAAUUUUCUCUUCAGGGAAGAACAGCUCUGUGGGAUGCCAUUCUACUUCUUUGCCACCAAAUAAAAAUUGGAUAUGGUGGUGUGGUUAGAGGGAUCCAUAUUGGUUCGUCUGCCUUGAACCUCCUGUCAGUUAUUGAUUCAGAUGCGGAAACCUGAAUGUGAGGCAUGGUAGGCCACAUUCUGGCUUUGUCAGCAGGAGCCCUGCAAAGCUGGUUCUGUAGUCUGAUGACGAGAAACUGUGACCAGCUAGUUUGCUGGUGUUAAGUUGUAAUUGACACUGGCAUGUGUUUGGAACUGACGUAGUAUUAGUAGGUGUGAUAUGCCCUGGUGGAGGGGCAUCUGAAUGUUAUGCCCAAGUUGUACCUUCAAUUUCUGGCAAACCGAUUUGCUUAACCCUUAACCCCGUGGACCGUGGUUCUGUGUUUUGGAAUUUGAAUCUCUCGUGAACUGGUACCAUUUAGUAGUCA
Panicum hallii is the source of this 2494-nucleotide messenger RNA. RefSeq names its product transmembrane protein 209. The transcript is spliced from 7 exons. Lineage: Eukaryota; Viridiplantae; Streptophyta; Magnoliopsida; Poales; Poaceae. Bases 210 to 2183 code for a protein of 657 amino acids. Gene Ontology annotation, cellular component: membrane. The record is from RefSeq and is a predicted model, not a curated record.